AUGGUUGGUAUGGGUGAACAAGACUAUCUACUUGAUGUCGACCGUUGCCAGUUCGGUACCGUCGUUCGCCACCACCUCUGGUGUUGUAUAUUUCCCACGCGAUGGAUAUCUCAAUUCGAUGCCGCUAAGCAAUGCACUGAGCUCGGAACGCACCGUCAUCAAAGAGGUGCCAAUUGCACAGUCAGAGUCGGUGUCGUUGGAGUGGCCACCUGGAAGUUGCUGGAGAAGGGCAGUGCCAUUGACAUUGCAUGGAGUGGAAAAGGCGGUAAGGACUGCGGUGCAGAGCGAUUCGGUAAGUUGGAGCGUAUCUUUGACGUCGUCGACCCAGUCAAAAAGAAAAAGUUGACACUCGGCGUUUUGACCACCAAAAAGAAGAAAGAAGAGGAAACCAGCUCAAAGAUCCUCUUGAAAACCAAAGAGUUUGCAAAUCCCCAGGUUGCACAAGAGUUACUGUUGCACACGAACGACGAUCGUCUCACCAGUGGACUGCUCAUGGGUGUCUAUACACACCAAGACAACUCCUCGUCGACCGGUGGCAGUUCCUCAAGUCAAUCUACCAACACCGGCAGCAGCAAUCUCCUACAGGAACCACCAAUUCAAAUCACAGGUGAAGAGAAUGAAUCAAAAACAUUCCAACUUUAUGAUUGGUGGUCAUUACAACCAAUUGGAGAAUCAUUACCACCUCCAUUAAAAGUAUAUUGGGAACCAAAUCAAAACUAUUGUAUCUUUGUUUAUUCACAAUAUUUCUGUCUAUUUAAAAUCCGUCCAACCAUACAUAUGUUGUGUAGAUGGCCAUUCACACUUACCUCUGCACUCUGGCAUAAUAAUACUUUGUUCUUUACAACUCCAAAUGAUAUUCAAUGUUUAUUCCCAAAUAAUCAUGAAAGUGCACCAUUGAUUUUAUCUUCAUCGUCUGGUACUGUUUUCCCUGAGGAUCUUUAUGAGGAACUCGCUGAAAGAGCAUUCAAAAUUGCAACAACAUUAGAACCACAUUCUGCAUAUCAAGAAUUAGCAUUACAUUAUAUUCAUUACAAGAAAAUUGCAGAGCUCAAAGAAUUACAACAAUCCAUUCAACAUUUAUAUCCUCUAGAGUGUGGACUCAUUUCACUUUUGAUUGAAUAA
Molecule: messenger RNA, 1122 nt
Organism: Heterostelium album PN500
Lineage: Eukaryota; Evosea; Eumycetozoa; Acytosteliales; Acytosteliaceae
Exons: 6
Coding region: 1-1122 (373 amino acids)
Source: RefSeq, a predicted model, not a curated record